AGCAGUUGCCGUAGCGGAGCCCUCUGGCUCUGGGCGAGAGUGUGAGUGGCUGGUAGCCGCUGGCGGAGCCGCGGACGGUUUGCUGAGCCCGUUAGUGCUGCCGCCAUGUCCCGCUACCUGCGCCCCCCCAACACGUCUCUGUUCGUCAGGAAUGUGGCGGACGACACCAGGUCUGAAGAUUUACGUCGGGAAUUUGGUCGUUAUGGUCCAAUAGUAGAUGUUUAUGUUCCGCUUGAUUUCUACACUCGACGGCCAAGAGGAUUUGCAUAUGUUCAAUUUGAGGAUGUUCGUGAUGCUGAAGAUGCUUUACAUAAUUUGGACAGAAAAUGGAUUUGUGGGCGUCAGAUUGAAAUACAGUUCGCACAGGGGGAUCGGAAGACACCAAAUCAAAUGAAAGCCAAGGAAGGGAGAAAUGUAUACAGCUCUUCACGAUAUGACGAUUAUGAUCGAUAUAGACGUUCUCGGAGCCGAAGUUAUGAAAGGAGGAGAUCAAGGAGUCGCUCUUUUGAUUACAACUAUAGGAGAUCUUACAGUCCUAGAAACAGUAGACCGACUGGAAGACCACGGCGUAGCCGAAGCCAUUCCGACAAUGAUAGAUUCAAACACCGAAAUCGAUCUUUUUCAAGAUCUAAAUCCAAUUCAAGAUCACGGUCCAAGUCCCAGCCCAAGAAAGAAAUGAAGGCUAAAUCACGUUCUAGGUCUGCAUCUCACACCAAAACUAGAGGCACCUCUAAAACAGAUUCCAAAACACAUUAUAAGUCUGGCUCAAGAUAUGAAAAGGAAUCAAGGAAAAAAGAACCACCUAGAUCCAAAUCUCAGUCAAGAUCACAGUCUAGGUCUAGGUCAAAAUCUAGGUCAAGGUCUUGGACUAGUCCCAAGUCCAGUGGCCACUGAUAAUAUAAAUCAUGAUACUUUCUAGGCAUGUAUCAUUCAUUUACUCAUAGUUUGGUAUACUUAAAUUAUCAGGAAUACAAUGUUGCAAUGAUGCGUUUUAAAAAAAAAAUAAAAUAAAAAACACUUGUUAGUUUUCCCUGUACCAGGCAAUGGUUAUAAUUAAAAUGAUAUGCUGUUGAGAAGCCACUCUUAAGAGUCCAGUUUGUUUAAUGUUAUGGGCAGCUACCAAUUUGUGGUGUCUCUGUAUAUUUUUGUAAAGAUCCUCAUUUUUUUAUGCUUGAAGUAUUUGGUGAAAAGAUGUUGGUUGACCAUAAUUUGCAACAUUGUCUUAUUAAAAAUAAAUUUUCAUAUCCAUAUUUGGUAGAAGUGUUAACCUAGCAAUGUAGCUUGCUAAGAAGAUAGAAUGAUACAAAACUAAAGUUGUAGCCACAUUACAACACUGACUGCUCAGACACAUUUAGGUUCAGGGUGGACCUUUAUGUCUUGUCAAGAUGUCUAAGCCCAUGGUGAUUAUUUAUGAUGCAAUGUGGAAUAGGUUUUGUUUGUUUGGUUGGUUUGGUUUUGAUUUUUGUUAACUCCACUGUCUGGGGAAUGAUGCCAACUGGGUUAAAUAGUAUUUUCAGGGAGAUUGAAUUUUUCAGUGAAACAUGGAGCCUUCCCUGCUUUCCCCUUCCCCCCGCCCCGCUGGUUUCAAAGAAUUGAAACGUAAAAUUAUUCAUAAGAAUUCCCCCGUAGGUUUUGAACAUGUCAGUGAUGGCGGGAAUCAUUUUAAGGGGAAAAGACUGUUUUUAGCAUAGUUUCUCUAAAAUUCAACUAUUAUUCUUUAGGGGUUUUAUUUUGUUUGUUUGUUUUCUGUUAGGAGCAAGUAAACUGUUUGAAAGUACAAUUUGUUUAUAUACAUAGUGUAAAACAAAGUGAAUUUUGAUGCUUACAGCACUUGGUGUGUUUGUAUCAGAGUCUGCCUGUCUUCUUCAUGAGGAAGGCUUGCUCUUUACACCUCAAUUUAUUAAUGUAGGCAAGUUGAAAAGAUGACACUCCUAGGUGAUUCUGUGGUGCCGUGAAUUUUUGGGAAAUGUUGAAUUUUAAGCAAAGGCCACAUCACUUAGUUUUUGGUAAUGUAGGACAUGACUAAAAUAAGGAAGCGAUACCCUUAAAUAUUUAUGAUUUCUAGUAUUUCUCUUCAAGAUCGUUAGGAGACAGUAAAGUGACUUGAAAUGUCCAGUGUCAUUUCAGAAUUAAAAGUAAGCAUCUUUAAAAUCUCAGACUGCUUGCUUAUGGAGGUGAGUUGAGAUAGCGUGGGGGCGAUCCUUCCAGAGGAUUACCUGAUUUUUUUUCUUUCAAUUUUGAUUUUAGAAAUCUAGGCCUUGCUUGUAGAGAAUAAAAGAUGGUUUUUAAGAACUGUUUGUGGAAUGUGUUUGGAGGAUUAAUUCUAGAAUCUUUGUAUAUUUAAUAGUAUUUUUAACUUUCAUUACUGUUUGCAGUUAAUGUUCUUGUUCUGCUAUGCAAUCAUUUAUAUGCACGUUUCUUUAAUUUUUUUAGAUUUUCCUGGAUGUAUAGCUUAAACAACAAAGUCUAUUUAAAACUGUAGCAGUAGUUUGCAGUUCUAGCAAAGAGGAAAGUUGUGGGGUUAAACUUUGUAUUUUCUUUCUUAUAGAAGCUUCUAAAAAGGUAUUUUUAUAUGUUCUUUUUAACAAAUAUUGUGUACAACCUUUAAAACAUCAAUGUUUGGAUCAAAACAAGACCCAGCUUAUUUUCUGCUUGCUGUAAAUUAAGCAAACAUGCUAUAAUAAAAACAAAAUGAAGGAAAUAAUGAUUAACUGGAAUUAUUAUAGUACUGAAUGAGUCUAAAAUAAUGGAAAUAACCAUUUUUUGUAGAUUUAGGAAUAUUUUAAUCAGUGUUGACAUUAGGUACAACUAACCUGUUCUGGGGAUGAUAGGACUUGCCAGAAACCUACAUAUUUUACAUAGUACUUAAGAGUUCCUUAUGUCAAAGUCAUUUCAUGAUUGCUCACUAAGCCUCUUCAGUUAAAUCAUAUAAGAGGUUAUUUAGUAGUGUUGAUAGGCAUGUGAAAAUGAAAAUUUGACAAGCUAACUAUAAAUUUAUGUUUUCAUUAUUACAAAGUAUCAAUUCUCCUCUUUCCUUUUCCUAAAGAAGACAUGUUGGGUUUUGUGUUUAUGACAUGAUUUUAGAAGCUUUUUCAUUGAAUGUUCGUGAGCAAUUUAAACAAUGACCACUUUGGGGGAGGGAGGAUUUUAGGUAUUUUUGUGGAUUGAAUUCUCUUUUGCAGUAACAGUUAUAACUGAUUUAGUAUUUAUGCUAUGCCAGACAUGGUUAAAGAGACUUGGUUGAUUCGUUCACUCUUCACAAAACCCUUUUAGGAAGAUACUCCCCCCCAUAUCUGGAAACUAAAGGCACAGUAAAUGCUACCAAUGACAGAGCCAAGAUUUGAGCCCAGAUUUGAUGCUUAAAUGUUUAAAAAAAAAAAAAAAAGUAGGUAAAGAGGUACUCCCUUAACACUGUGCUCAGUCUGUUUUGUUAAUUUCUUACACUCAAACUGUUUUAACUUGAGAAGCUUACACAUCGUGUAUGACAUGGUAUACCCAACAGAGCUUCACAAGGACUAUAUACAGUUGGACUCAUAGUGGCAUCCUACUGAGACCCGGUGAGGAUUUUCAGUUUUAAGCUAAGUAUGGGUCACACUAAGUUUCAUAGUCAGUGAGACCCUCUUGUGUGUCUACACUGGGCUCUAUUGAAUAGGACAUUUGUGUUGAGACUAAGAUGAAGGCUGACGCUUCGCCUUUCUUUUUACUUAAGCUCUCUGCCUUUUUCCCCCCUCUAAAUAAGCCAAGUAAGCAAGAAGAAAAGUGAGAGGUGAUGAUGCUUCAGUGAGAGAACGUAGAGUUUGAGCUGUUAAGUUACAACCUAGGGAACAGACCUGGGAACUACUGUACUAUUCUCUUGAAAAUUUGGCCCAGUAAGCUGCUACAUCCAGUUCAACUAACAAAAUCCUGUAUACCACAGAGAAGAAUAAAGAGAAAACCAAACUGACAAACAUCCUUCUUUUAUUUAAGACCAAACUGCAGCUGGAAUACCCAGUACAGUUCUGCUUACUACACUUCAAGAAAGAUCUGAAAGCG
Arvicola amphibius (Eurasian water vole) is the source of this 4032-nucleotide messenger RNA. RefSeq names its product serine and arginine rich splicing factor 10 (gene Srsf10). Gene Ontology annotation, molecular function: RNA binding. Lineage: Eukaryota; Metazoa; Chordata; Mammalia; Rodentia; Cricetidae. The record is from RefSeq and is a predicted model, not a curated record. The transcript has 6 exons. Bases 106 to 894 code for a protein of 262 amino acids.